AUGCUGUCAGAGCCCUCUGCCACCCAUCUCAUCACAAACAACACCAACGAACAUCCUUCCCUGAAUCCAAAUAUCAAAUCUCAUCAUAUCAAAAACACUCUCAGUAUCGAUCCUAAUAACAUUCAAUCACCCCAAUUAGACCUUUCCUAUCUAUUAGAAGACAAUGAUGAUGAUGGAGAUGAUGGUCUUGAAGGCAUGCAUCAACACGGAACCACUGACUUGACAGAAUUACAACAACAACAACAAACAUCAUCCAAUUUUGCCACUUCUCUUCCUUCCCAUUUAAAUUCUUCUCUGAAUUCAAGUUCAUCAUCAUCAACCCCAACCUCUCCCUAUGUCUCCAUUGGAACCACACAUGUCGUCAAUAAUAAUCAUCAUCAUCAACGAAGAGCACCACAAACGUCAACAACAAUAUUGAGCACCACUGAUGUCACUCCAACAUUAUUGAGUCCAAAUCUCGGAAUGAACCAUUCCAGCAGUUCAUCUUUAUCGGCUGAUUCUAGUUCGGGAAAGCUUUCUUUGAAUUCAGGUCAGCUUCAUGCUCCACAUUUGGCAGCUUCUUCUUCACUCGGAGGAAUGACUACUACUAGUAGUUAUUCUUCUUCUUCUGCAACAAUUAUGGAAAAUAAUUCCAACGUCACGACACAACAAAAAAAUCAAAAUCGACAAUCAGGAAAUUUUGAUCCUCUCAAUUAUAUGGUCAUUUAUGAAGAAGCAAUUAAGGAUAAAGAAUUGAGAAGAGUGUUUUGUGAAUUUUUGAAAAAGUGUCAUGUGGAAGAACCAAUUUUAUUUAUGAACAUGUUUGAUCAAUACAAGGCAGAUUUUGAAAAGAGUUUGAAAGAGUUGGGAGGAUGGAUAGGAGUGGUUCCACAAACACCAGUGACAUCGAGAUCUUCACUCGCUUCUCAAAAUGCGCUUCUUGUUUCGACUGCUUUGGAAGUCUUUUCCAGAAAUAGUAUUAGUGAAAGAAGUGACAACUUGGGUGAUGUGGCCUUGUCUCCAACUUCGAUGAAUAAUGCGUUUGAUAUGAUGGCAACUGCUUUGCAACUGUCAAAUGCCACCUUACAAUCAUCACCAUUGUACGGAUUGACUGUGAAAAACAUGAAUAACAUCAAACAAAUGAAGAAACAUAUCAAACACUUGUUUGAACAUUGCAAGAAUUUGGUGCAGAAUUUCCUUACCGUUGGAUGUGACAAGGAAUUGAAUUUAGGAGCUACUCAAAAGCAAAUUUUAGAUCGAUGGGAACUUUUAUGUGAAAAUUAUGAUCUCCUUUCGAACGUUGAUGGAUUUAGUGACGUGUCGAGUAAUUCAGAUGCUUCUGUUUCCAGUGCUGUUUCAAGUCCAUCGACAGCAUCUGCUGGUUCCUACUUGAGCUACUCAAAAGUUGGUUGCUUACCAGCAUUUCUGAACACAAUUUUGUUACAACUUGAGCCAGAAUAUAUUUUUGGACAAGUUCUCUUCUCAGUGAACCUAGAUUUAAAAUUAGAUCAAUUCCCUAGAUUUGUUCGUUCUGACAUGUUGUACAAGUUCUUAAAAGAAAAAGGUGUCAAAUACACACGAACUGUUGCUGUGGACAUUUCAAAGGGAUACAAAGUAGAUUUGAGAUUUAAGCCACAAGAUUUGAAAAAUAAGAUUAUUACAGAUGAUUACAUUUAUUUUGGAUUCACCCUCGCAGAAGAUACACCCGAUUGGCAAUGUAUCUUGAAUAAGGACAAGCCAUAUCUUACUCAAGCUUACAUUUCAAAAACAUCUUAUUCCUUUGAUGAAAGUUUAAAGGGCAUGAAAUUAGCGAAAAUAGUAGUUCACAUACCUCAUCCUCUCGAAGUGAUUUGGGGAUGUUAUUGCAAUGCUGAUUUUUCCAAGAAAUUUGACAAGAUGGCCAAUACCAAACAUGAAAUGUACAAAUUUGUUCCAGGAUGUCGACAACCAACAGGAGUUGGCUCGAGUCAAUGUCCCUAUAAUCCAGACAAACCACCUUUUUCUCUGCAAUUUGCUUCGAAUAGCUUGAAUUUAUUACCACUUCUUAAAAAGAGACAAGUUCCAUAUGUUUAUACUGCGAUCAAAGAUCCUAUUGGAAUGUACAUGUUUUUGGCUCACUCUGCUGAAUUUGAGGAACAAGAAAUUCCACAUCACAAAGGAGAAGUUCAAGGAAAGGGCCUCUUUUAUUACAUGUUUUAUAAGGUCAAUGAAAAUUUAACACGAAUUGUGCAUGUCGUGUACAGUGACAUGAUGCUUCCAUUUAACCCAGAGCUAAUGUUAAAAAUGAUUUUUAAGAAGCGUGCGAAAGAACAUUAUACUGGUUUUGAGAGAAUUCUGAACGAAUUAUCCGAGAAUGGUACGAAACCUGUUGACACUUCAAAGUUUGUGGAUGGACAGAACACGAAAAAGUGUUGCGAAGACAAUUGUAAACUAUAUCCAGGAAGAUCGUGGUUUUAUGAGUGGAGUUCUUUACGACCAAACUACGAGUAUAAUUAA
This is a messenger RNA of Naegleria lovaniensis, 2475 nucleotides long. RefSeq lists its product as uncharacterized. The record is from RefSeq and is a predicted model, not a curated record. Lineage: Eukaryota; Heterolobosea; Eutetramitea; Acrasida; Naegleriidae. The transcript has a single exon. The coding region runs from base 1 to 2475 and encodes 824 amino acids.